GCCUUCAACGGUUUGCUCACACACGAAUGCUAUUGUUUAAAGAUCGCCGAAGCGAGCGGACGUGAGCCGCACCAGUGUCCCAGCGUCGAAUGUGCGUGUGUGUGCGGUUUGCCACAUAAGAGCCUUUUUUUCUUCUAUGCUCGGGAAUAACUACGAUUGAGAGGGCGUGAAAGUGGUGCAGACCAAACAAAGCUAAACGCCCAAGUGUGUCACAAAUGUGAGCUACUACGUCUCGUGUGCGUGCGUCUGUUUGUGUUGUUUGUCGGGUUGGGUUGCGUUUCUUUACUUUAAUUUGUACGUUUUUACGAUACAAACCGCGUCCCUAACGUGUGACCGGGUGCGUGCGUGCGUGUGUGUGUGUGUAAUGAAUUUAGUGUGACAGUGAGCGUGUGUAUGUGCGCGGCCCGUUGUUUUUUGUCUGCCCGUUCCAGACUCGCCCUAGUGUUUUUCGGCAGUCUGGGAAGGCAUUAGGUGUUUGUGUGUGUGUGCGUUUGUGUGGUGGAUCCUGGAGAAAACAAAAAACAAACACACGGACCAGAUUGUUCCUCAACUUUAUCCGAACCAAAGCAUUGGCACACAAUAAAAGCUACAAACAAAUCAACCAAGCAAGAACAGCUCACGAACAUCACAAUUUCAACAGUCAGCCUAUUGCCCUUUUUGGCAUUCUCACAGACACACACACACACACACAGAGGAACGACAUCCAGACGGUCCUUCAUACCCCCAGGGUGUGUGUGUGUGUGGGGAGGUGGGUUGCAUUCGAGGUGAGGCUGCCUCGAAUCUCGAAUGCAACUAUUUUCGAGCGGACAAUGGACUACUGUCCCCGGGGUCAGCGUUUCAGCAGUAGUAGCCGCCGGGCUCAAACGGCGCCAUUUUGAGCCGGCCGCGUCGUCAUCGGAAUCCAUCGCAGCAGAACAGCCAACGCACUCGUGUGUCUCAGUGUACACGGGUGGUUGGUAGGAUAGGUGUUUAACCCCUUACACCAGGGUUGAGAAUACCGGUGUAGUACCCUUUACUUCGGAAGAUGCCACUGCCAAGGCCAGCAUACGCAACCUAGCAUACGCCUAGUACCUAAAGAUUGUGUUCGACUCCGUGUGCCGAACGGGUAAAGUUGUUGCCCAAUCAGCAAAAAAAAAAAAGAAAACAAGAGCAGGGAAAAGUCUUCACCAAAGUCACGACGAAGUUGUGUAAACGGCGCACUAUUAGACGGAAAUGAAGACCGUGGUCUGCAGCAAGGGAAAGUGUUCAGGAAAGUGAAGUGUACGUUAGUUUUUUUUUGUGUUUGGGGGUAGCUCAGCACACCAGGGUAAGAAAGAAAUGUAGAGAAAACGAAAAAAAAUCCCCCUAAAGACAAUAAUGAAACCAGCAGCAUAAGCAAAAGCGGCAAGGCUCAUACAGCCUCAUGUAGAGUGUAGAGCUCACCAGCCACGCAACCGAAGGCAGCUAUACUAAGGUGAUCUCAACGCGCCAUUAAAAAGGACCAAGCGAAGCAUAACAAUCAAGGAACGCCUUCGAGACGGGCGGGAACAAAAAGAAAAAUCCUCUACGGGGCAAGGAUUAUGAGUGUGUUCAGCGAUUUCCAGCGGAUGUGGGUGCAGCGGUUUCCACAGAGUUCGCUGUCGGACGCAUGGGAGCAGGAUGUGCGUGCGAGCCUCGAGCGACACAAGCAAAAGAUCGCCGAACUGUCCAAGGAGCUCGAGCAGGAAACGCUGUACGUCGAGUACCUGGAGCGGUUGCUGGGCGAUGUGGAGAAGUACCGGCAGGCGGGCGGCGAUCCGUCCACACUGUUCGAGGCUAACUCGCCGGCAUCGGCCGCCAAUCUGUUGGCGGGUGGCGGUGGUCAGCUGCGUGACCCACCCGGGAAAGCGGGCGAUGCGGUGCAGGAAGCGGUCGAGGAGGAAGUGAAUCAAAUAAUUAAGGCCGCGGCCAGUAAGGAACAGCCUGCCGCACCAACAGCGCCACCAGCGGAAGAUGCAGAACCGCCCGGUAAGGGUACCGGUGGCGGCGGCGAGUCCACCGAACCAGGUGUUCAGCUGCGCUCACGUGAUCUGCCACCGAACCGCAACAACAACAGUCCACUGAAUCAGUGCAUCAACGAGCUAACCUCGAAUCUGCACAGCCGCCGAUGCGUCAGCGAGCUGGUGGCGGCGAGUAGCAGCACCAACACCAAUACACCGAUCAAAAGCACGGCCAACGAUACGGCCCAACAGUCAACUGGCAGGCAACAAUCAACCACCACGAACGGUCCGGAACCGACGGCAAACGGUGCGGCCCACGAGGGACCGACCGAGCCGGAACCGGAAGUCGGUCGCGUUACUACCACGAACCGGACGCGCAGUGCCAGCCAAAGUGAAGCGCAACCGUUGCUCGCCUCCCCGAGCCACUUCGUUACCGUGAUUGAGGUGAAAGAGUCGAAGAGCAAUAACGGUGCGGCUGGCGGUAGCGACAACGCAUCGCACAGCCACGAACCAUCGGUGUCGUCUGCACCGAAGACGGCAAACUACGAGAAUGUGCUGAUCAAUACCGGUGCCCGGUUCGGUGGCAGUGUGGAGAAUCUGGUCGCCGCGGAUCUACCGUCGCAUCAACAUCAGCAACAGCACACGGGCGGUGGCGUCGGCAGCAGUGCCAGCACAUUCCUGGACGCGAAACAUCCGAAACCACCGGAUCGAAGCAGUGACGCCGGUGGAGGUGGCAGCUUUACCGGUGGUAGUUCGAUCUCCGAACGCACCUCGCAGCUGCUCGGCGCUUCGUCAGCUGCAGCCGACCUCAAGAAGAAGGUUCCACCGCGGCCACCACCAAAAUAUGUGCGCCGUGCUGCGCCAGUCGAACCACCGACCGUACCCACGUUGGCAAUGCAGAACCUACGCAACAAAGACACCGCGACCAGUGGCGGUCCGACCACUGCCAGCCCCCAACAGUCCCAUUCCUCACCCGAGGCGUCCGGCACCCCGGAAAGUCCCGGGGCGAGCAGUUCGCUCGAGCGUAACAUCAAACCGUCGGAGAUCUACCGUCAGAAGUCGUCCGAUUCGCUCGAUGUGAAGCUUUCCGGGUACCACGAACCGGGCAAAGCACGUUUGCCAAAGUCCGACAGUCUCAAGUCGAAAUCGUCCAGCACGGACAGUCCUACCGGGUCGCUGGGCAAGAUGGCGAGCGGUGGUACGCCCGGUGUCGGCGUAUCGCCGACCGGUAGCCUCGGCAAGCUGCCCACCAACAUGACGGGCAGCAGCAGUGACAGUCCGACCGGGAGCCUUGGUAAGAUGAACCAACCGCACCAAACGCCACCGUACGCUCAUCCGUACCAGCAGCGGCACGGUACGGAUGGGUUACCGCACGUCGAUUCGAAGGAAUCGCUUGCGUCGACGGGUGGUGGUGGUGGUGGUACGGGUACGAUCGGCAGUACCGGAGCAGUUGGUCCCAUCUCGGAGCGGAUUAAGAGUUACGAGUCCAUUUCAUCGCUCAGCUCGGACAGUAUGCGCGCUAGCGGACAGCAAAGUCAGAAAGACCAGGAGCACUAUUACGAUACGGUGCCGCUCGAUAACAGUGACGGUGACUACGUGUACAUACAGCCGGGCGGUGUCGGUACCGGAUCGACGUCGAGUCGGGACGAUAUCUCUACGGUGGAAAAUGCAAGCACGCUACUGAUGCCGUCGCAUCCUCGUAGCCACAACAGCAGUCAAACCAGCGUUCAGCUGGAACCAGAAUCUCCUGGACGAAGCAGCAAUUAUGUGAAUAUAGAAUACUUCAUCCACUCCAGUCAGAACAAUGAGAAUCGCGGCAGUUCGAUUGAUAGUGAUGGCGAAGGCGACGGUGGACCACCGGUACUGAUGCGUGCGAUCUCGGCGGACACGGACGCCGCUAGUGGUGGGAUGGGUGCGGGAGUAUCUCCCGGCAUCGGUGGCACGCCAAGCGGUAGCAAUCUGUUCCGCAAAUUAUCGAACGCAAAUCGAGACACGAUCAUCCGGCGCAUCGUUACCAGCAUCAUCACGAGCGAAACGCUGUACGUGGAGUGUUUGAACAAGAUGAAGCAGUACAUGAAGGCGAUCCGGGCGACGCUCACCACUUCCCAACCUGUGAUAUCGGAGGAAGAGUUCCAGACGAUCUUUUACAAGAUCGAGGAACUGCACCAGGUGCACAGCGAGUUCCUGACGGAGCUGCAGGCACGGCUAGCUACACCGCACGAUGCGACCGCACCGGAUACGGGCGGACUGUGCGUGGGUGAACCGUUCCGUGCGCUGGCCGGCCACAUCCAUCUGUACGGUGCGUUCCUGCACAACUAUGGGCGUGCGAUCGAUACGGUGAAGAUGUGCAGCACACACAGUCAGCAGUUUAAGGAGAUUGUGUCGAACAUCGUGUUUAAGAACCAGAACGAGCAGAAGCUGUCGCUGGAGGAGCUGCUGCACAAACCGGUCGCGCGCCUGCAGAAGAAUGCGCUCGUGCUGGAGGAUCUGCUGAACCAAACUCCCGAACAGCAUCCGGACUAUCAUCCGCUGCGGCAAGCGUCGAAAGCGAUACGCAACUUCCUGUCGGAGUUUAACGUUGUGCAGACACGGUCCAUGUUCCCGAGCGACGAUAAAGCCCUCCGCCGAUUGGUAAAGAAUUCCUUCAUCGUCGAGCUAGCGGACGGUCACCGGAAGUUGCGACAUCUGCUACUGUUCAACGAUGUGAUCGCGUGUGCGAAAUAUAAAGCGGUUGGCCGUACCGGGGACCGGAAUGGGUUUGAGUUUGAGCUGAAAUGGUACAUACCACUGCGCGACAUUCUCAUCUGCGAAGAGUCAGCAAAUGAUCCGAAAGAAACGAGCCCGAUCAAUAUUGUGCACCUCAAGUCGCAGGCGUGCACCGUGCGUGAUCAAAUCAUGCUCGACGAGAAAGAUCGACCGGGGGGUUCAAGCCGGGCCGGUGAUAAGCACCGGAAGAAGCUGGCCGAUCUGGAGGCGCAACUGGUACUUGCGUCACCGAAUCUGGUGUUCAAGAUCGGCAAUAAGGCGACCGGCAAAACGAUGACCUUCUUCCUUAGCUCGGAUUUCGAGCGUACGCAGUGGAUUGAGUCGAUACUGUCGUUGCAGCAAUCGUGCAACCUGCCCGGACACAUUCCAGUGCAGAUUUAUGAUCUGCACGCGUGGAUAACGGCAUGCCAGUCGCUCAUCAAAACCGAGAUGGGUUCCUACCUGAUGCGGAACGCGCGGGACGAGAGUCUGCUGGUCGGCGAUCUGCAUCUUACGAUACAAGGGCUGAGCGGGUUCGAUCAACCGUGCGAUCUGUUCGUGUGUGUCGAGAUCGACUCGUACGGGCACUAUUUCCGCAAGGCGAAGACGAAGCUGGUGUGUCGCAGUGCAACGCCGCAGUGGAACGAAUCGUUCGUGCUGGAGCUGGAGGGUAGCCAGAAUUUGCGCAUUCUGCUGUAUCAGGAUGACGUCCAGCGUCCGAUAUUACGUGCGAAGCAUAUCCUUAAACUAAGCCGCAGCUGGAUGCAGGAAACACCCACCAGAAAGGUGCUGCAGCUGUCGGAAACGCUCAGCAUCAGCACGAUCAUACGAUUCGUACCGGGUGAGGUGACAUUGCGCCGGGUACCGACCUCAAAGCCGGGCGCACUCUUUGGUGCCAAAUUGCAGCAGGUGAUCAAGCGCGAAAAGCGUGACAUUCCAUUCAUCGUGAGCGCGUGCGUGCGGGAGGUGGAACGGCGCGGCAUGACCGAGGUCGGCAUCUAUCGCGUGUCCGGUUCCGCGUCCGACGUGGCCAAGCUGAAGAAAUCGUUCGAAACGAACGCGUACGAGGCGGAACAGCUGCUGAAGGAGGUCGACAUCCAUUCGGUCACCGGGAUACUGAAGUCGUAUCUGCGCGAUCUGCCCGAAGCCCUGUUUACCGAUCAGUAUUAUCCGAAGUUUUUCGACGCGUUCAACCGCCACUCGAACCUGAGCGAGGGUUCGCGCAUCCACGAGCUGCAGCGCAUCUUUGCCGAGCUGCCGCAACCGAACAAAGCCACCAUCAAUCUGCUGCUGGACCAUCUGAUGAGGGUACACCAGCAAGAGAUCGAAAACAAGAUGUCGCUGCACAAUCUGGCGAUGGUGUUCGGGCCGACGCUGCUGCGACCCGGCCCGAGCGCGACCAAGCAGAAAGAUCUGCUGGAAUCGAGUACGGCCGACGUGAUGACGCAGGCCGGUAUCCUGUACAGCUUUCUGCAAGCUCGUCUGAAAUAAUCGAAAAAAAAAAACCGAAAACUCCUAGCAGAAAGCCAACAGACCGAAUGAUGGCGUCCAACGUCGAUGCAAAAAAAAAAAUCCCGAAGGCGCAGCCAAGAACUGAACGAAUUAGUUAUUUCCGUUGCUUUACAACACACAUUUCCGUUUCGUGGUGGACUCUUUUGUCCUCCCUCACCCAAGAAGAUAGACAGACGAGGAGAUAGAGAGAAAAAAAGCCUUUCCGAUAAUUCUUUCUCUCGCUCGCUCACAAUCAUUACUGUAUUAUAUGCGUGUGUGUGUGUGUGUGUGGUGGAAAGAUGGUGGUAUAAGUGGUGUUUUGCACCCUUCUCUCGCUUUGUUUGUUAAGUGGAAGCACGUGGUUUUAGUCAUUUCCGGUACGAACAGAUUUCCCAAAAACCCACCCAACCCAAGCAAAUUAGGUUCGUGACCAAGGUACGGCUGAUGUGCUAGAUGAUGUUUUAUUACGAAUGAAAGACUACCAAAAUGUUUGAUGUGUGUGUGUGUUUGUGUGUGUAUAUGUUUUUGUUUUAUGAAUGUUACACUGUUGUACAACCCUAACAGCAAAACAAUUCCAUACAUCCUCUCUAUACCUUGCCCGAUAUAUGUUUACUACUACUACUCUUUAGUAGUCUUUAGCUGCUGCACCAAAAAAACAAAAAGAAUAUGAGAAGAAACAAGCAAAAAUAGUAUUUAAAAUUAGUGAAAGAGGUAAAAACGCGUCAGUACUCUAGCCAGGCAGCUUUCUUUCCCCCUACUCCUUUCUUACCGAAACAGCCUUAUCUGCUUAGAUUCAUUUUUCGAUGAUAAGGGGAUUUUCUUUCAGUCAUUAUUUUAAUGUUAAAAAAAAUCGACUAAGAUUAAGCUUAUUUAGACAUUGACGAGGGGGUUUUAUUUUUUGUUUUGUUUCGUUCUCUGCAUUGGCCCGUUUGCUUGUAGGUUAGGUUUAGGAAAGUUGCUUCAAAAGCAAUCGCAAAAAAAAAAUUCUCUCCUAUCGAUUUAGCCGUCUUGGCGUGUAUUUAUUUCCGUUGUCCGUACUUUAGUCGGAAACCCGUACCGGAAACGUUUGUGUUUAACCGCUACCGGCAGUGCCUACGUGUUUUGUCAGAUGUUUAGGUCUGUACACACAAGGGUUCUGGGCGGAAAGCCCAGGAAUCAUAACGACUGAACCCAAACAGGAGCCGACUGCCUAUACCCCUUCUCCCUUAGAGCUGUAGAAGAAUAUUAAAACACAACACGAAACCAAAAUCAAGAUCGACAAUUUUUUUGGAAGGAAUGCUAGUUUCGGCAAUAGAAAUUUUAUGUCCAUACAUUUUGCUUAUACCUUCAAACUUUAUCGCCCUGAAACUGACUACACACGAGCGAUUCGAGUUAGUACAUAUUUUUAUGUUUCGUAGCGGUGCCUUACAUGCCGCACAGUCGUGCAAUAACAUCGUUGGCUCUUUAAUGAGUGGUAAAUUUAUUUUAUAUUUCGAGUUAGACGGCUUGACGCCGUAUUGACAAAUGAGUGGUUAAUCUUAAUAUAAUAAUUCACUUGCGAUUGACGCAUUUGGUGUAUGGUUGAAAGCCUCGUAAUUCUAAUCGUGGAAAGCAAUGAAUUUGCUAUGAUUACAAUACCCAUUCACAACAUCUUGGAGUAACAACGAUUCCCGAUCCAGAACCCCGAACACGAACGAACUACCAAGGUGGUUCGACGAGUUUAGGGAAUGGGUAUUGUAAUUGGUCUACAGUCGCUUUUAUAACCUUUCUAUUCCAAAUUUGGAAGAUAAGGAUCUAUUAUUUGCCUAGUUUUCAGGCUUCAUUAAUUUUGAACUUAUCACACGUCCGCUAAAGAUUCUAAAGAGGUUGCUCUUUAAAAAUUUCUACCCCGAACGGACGCUUUCCAAUGACACAGUUUGGUGGCGGCUGGUCAAAUUGCUAGUGGAUUUAGAUAGUUUAUCGCAAUAACGCUUUUUUUUCAUCGUGUAGCAUAUUGUUUACAUGUCGUGCUAGUUCCACGUAGAAAACUAACGUAAAUGUGUAGGGAAGUAACGUUACUGGCAGGAUAUGUACGAUUUUGACAGUUGUUUUUUCUGAACAAAAUUAUCGACGAAUCGAUCCUGGAUAACAAACAGUGGCUCAGCCAAUCCAAUACUAGCGCCGAACGAUUUUAAUACGAUUGAUUUAAUCUUCGGUUUAACGAUUUAUUUUUAUAUCGUUAUUUUCAUUACCUUUAACGAUGUCGAUUUAACUUCAGUUUGAAGUUUUUCAGUUCAGUUCCUCACUCUCACUACGGGGAAACGGUCGCGGUUUGAUCCGCGGUCGUGUUGCCGUGACAAGACCGGUGCCACUAUCGCCUCGCCUCGUUAUUCGGCUUUUGUUUAACUCCCGAAACCAGCGCUUAAUGCAAGGAGGUUGAAUCAGAUUUAUAGGUAGUGUGAGUAGACUUCGGCUCCUAUUCGAGUUGCUAGGUGGGUUUUCCACUAGAUCCCGUGCAUCCAGACCUCAUUCGAGAUCAUUUUGUUCGAAAAUAUGUGCGUCUCCUAUUUCCGUUCUGUGGUAACAGAUCAGCAACGGUGGUGCGGGCUGUUUGCUGACCUAAUGGUUUAGCUGGCCAAACCAUCAAACAAUGCUUUCGAAUAACCCAAAUAGCGUGUGCAAUCCACUUGUUUUUUUGUUGUUGUAAUGCUUCUUUUGCGUUUUUUUUUUUUUAUCAUUUUAAAAUAUGUACCCAGGAGCAAACGUUUGCACACAGGUUUAGAAAGUUUAGAAAGGAAGAACAACAUUCCAAGUCAAUCACUGAUGAAUAUACCAACGAUGAUUAAAAUUAAUUUUGAAAUCCAUAACAUGGCGCACAUACACACGGAAACAAUUGGGGGGAGAAGUGGACAAGCGAAACGACACACACACACACACACAUACAUAAGAUCAGGGGUUGAGCGAAAGAGAAAUAGAAAGUAAUGUGAUCCCAUUAAAAUAAAGAAAACAGAAAAGCAUAAAACACAACUAAAGAAAAAACUGCUGAAACGAAACGCAAUCUUUAUACAGAACGUAUAUAUAUAUAUUAUUAUAUUACUUAUAAAAUGGGCAACUAUACAUAUAUAAAUAUAUAUAUAUAUAUAUAUACAUAAAACAUAGUUUUAUACAUAGACAUUAUACCUACAAAACAAAAAGCCAUUGAGAUAUCGCAAAACACACACACACACACACACACAAUAAAAUACAUUCACUGGCAAAAGUAUUUAGACAAAUUCGAAUGAACCUCUAGUGUGUGUGUGUGUGUGUCAAACGGUGAUGAUGAUGAGCACUAGGAAACAUCUGGCAAAAAUCGGAAAAUGAGCAUGGUAAGGGGUUUGUUGAACUGGAAAUGAUAGAGAGUAUGUCGUUUCGGGGGUGAAAGAAGGAGGAAAGCGAAGAAAAGGAAAGAACAAAAGAAAAACAUUCAAAAGACGCUCGUACAUUUAAACAGGGAACACGUUCAUUAACCUCAGCUUAGUAACAACAGUAACAAGGAAAAAAACAAUUAAGUAAAAAAACAA
Messenger RNA from Anopheles stephensi (Asian malaria mosquito), 9712 nucleotides. It is a transcript of the gene RhoGAP1A, whose product is annotated as active breakpoint cluster region-related protein. The coding region runs from base 1560 to 6194 and encodes 1544 amino acids. The record is from RefSeq and is a predicted model, not a curated record. Lineage: Eukaryota; Metazoa; Arthropoda; Insecta; Diptera; Culicidae. Gene Ontology annotation, molecular function: GTPase activator activity; guanyl-nucleotide exchange factor activity. The transcript is spliced from 12 exons. Gene Ontology annotation, cellular component: membrane. Gene Ontology annotation, biological process: intracellular signal transduction; positive regulation of GTPase activity.